ACCUCAACAAGACCUACUCCAAAUUCCUGCUCCUAGCGGGACACUGUUAACGAGACUUUAUUGUGAUAAUAACUUUCCGUUACUUCACACGACAUACUCUGAAAGCUAGUUGACAGUGUCUCAUGGUCAGUGGCAGUGUUAGUUUAAAAAAAACUUCAACACUGGCUGAAAAUAAAACAAAUUUUUUUUUAAAGUAAAUUCGAAUUUCGAACAUGAAUUUAAAUCUUAGUUUAGUUUUCUUUGUGUGUGGUUUAAUGGAAUUGGGCAGGGCCGGAGUCAGCGAUUCUGCUUCGAGAGUGCUGUCUAGAAAACGGCGGUAUGUUACGUUCCCUGAAGGCUCCAGUUUCUCGUGCGCCGGUUGUAUGACAGUCGGUAUGAUCGGCCAACCGGCCCCGACCACAACUCCAGGGACCUUCAACUUCGGGCUCAACUGGGGCAUCGCCUACGAGCUGCCCAACGCCACGGAGACCCUGGCGGCGUACCACAGGAAGUACAGGCUGGGCAAGCCGGCGGCGCAGAGGAGGAGUAGGAGAGACUUGUAUGAGAAGCUGGAAGCUAUUCUCGAUAAUAUGGGGUACAGUGGCCGGCAGUGUAUCUUGAAAACCCUGUGUGAGACUACGCAGCGUAUUGUUCCGCAUGGUCAGAACAUGGUGGAAGAGAUGUUCCGGACUCUUUUUACACUACCAAUGUCAAAAGUCUUAUCCGAAGAGCCAAUCGAGCACGCCAUCUACGACUCGGCACACCGCCUGGGCGUCCUUCUGGAGAACUGCGACAUGUACACGUGUCCUCUCUCGCUGGUAGACUUGGCCCAGGGCUAUUAUAGUACACCACCGUCUAAUGUCGACCCGGCGAGUCCGUGGGCCGCGUUCAAUAGUAACUUUGGUUAAACAGGAUUUAUAAGCUUUGUAACGCGCGCGCCUCUACUAGGUACGGUUUUAAGCUGGAUCCUAUAUCUAAAUUGUGGUGGUUCAAAGUGUAAAAUAAUUAUGUAUUGUAAGCACAUAUUAA
Molecule: messenger RNA, 1008 nt
Organism: Cydia splendana
Lineage: Eukaryota; Metazoa; Arthropoda; Insecta; Lepidoptera; Tortricidae
Exons: 4
Coding region: 213-887 (224 amino acids)
Source: RefSeq, a predicted model, not a curated record